Messenger RNA from Helobdella robusta, 1536 nucleotides. RefSeq lists its product as hypothetical. Gene Ontology annotation, biological process: pentose-phosphate shunt, oxidative branch; glucose metabolic process. Gene Ontology annotation, molecular function: NADP binding; glucose-6-phosphate dehydrogenase activity. The record is from RefSeq and is a predicted model, not a curated record. NCBI's taxonomy places the organism in Eukaryota, Metazoa, Annelida, Clitellata, Rhynchobdellida, Glossiphoniidae. The transcript has 11 exons. The coding region runs from base 1 to 1536 and encodes 511 amino acids. Gene Ontology annotation, cellular component: cytosol.
AUGGCUGGCAAACAUGACGGACUGGAAUUAAUAAAAGAAUCCUUAAAUAGUUGUGAUGGUCAUCUGGACUAUGACAUUGCCCACGUAUUCAUCGUUCUCGGGGCUUCUGGAGAUUUGGCUACGAAAAAAAUCUAUCCAACACUUUGGUGGCUGUACAGAGAUCAGUUGUUACCAAAGAAAAUAUUCUUUAUUGGGUAUGCUAGAUCCAACUUGACUGUUGAUGACAUAAAGAAAAAAACUCACAAAUAUCUCAAGGUCAGCAAUGAUCAAACGAAGCUGUUGGAAUCCUUUUUUAACGUCAACUAUUACAUACAAGGUAAUUACGACGACAAAGACGGUUUUGAACAGUUGGAUAAAAAAAUAAAAGAGCUGGACAUGUGUUCCCACAGAAUAUUUUACUUUGCCUUGCCACCGACUGUGUACAAGAGUGUCUCCUCCUUGAUUCAUUUGCAUUGCAGAGCUGCUGGGUUAACGAGGAUAAUUGUAGAGAAGCCAUUUGGAAGAGAUUUGGAAUCAUACAAAGAUCUUUCGAAGCAUCUCUCUGGCAUCUUCACUGAGGAAGAAACGUACAGGAUCGAUCAUUACUUGGGCAAGGAGAUGGUUCAAAACCUCAUGGUCUUAAGGUUUGCCAAUCGCAUUUUUAGCACAGUUUGGAACCGAGACAACGUAGCCUGUGUGACAAUUUCUUUCAAAGAACCUUUCGGUACUCAGGGAAGGGGAGGCUACUUUGAUAACUUUGGCAUUAUUAGGGAUGUAAUGCAGAAUCACUUGAUUCAAAUUCUAUCAUUAGUAUCUAUGGAAAAACCCGUUUCAUUGAAAGCUGAUGACAUUAGAAAUGAAAAGGUAAAAGUGCUGAAAUGUGUUCGAGAGUUGAAACUGGAGAAUGUAGUACUUGGUCAGUAUGAAGGUGAUCCCGACGGCGAAGGAGAAAUGAAGGAGGGAUAUCGGGAUGAUCCUACAGUUCCAAACGACUCGAUAACUUCAACAUUUGCAUUGGCUGUCCUUUAUAUAAAUAACGAGAGAUGGGAUGGGAUACCUUUCAUUUUGAGGUGUGGCAAAGCUUUAAAUGAACGGAAAGCCGAAGUUCGCCUCCAAUUUAGAGACGUACCGGGAUCAAUCUUUACAACACCGAAUGUUAUUCAUCGCAACGAGCUCGUAUUUCGAGUGCAACCUGGUGAGGCAGUCUACAUGAAGUUAAUGUCCAAGGAACCCGGAAUGCUCUUUGAUUGUCAUCAGACCGAAUUAGAUUUUACAUAUGGUAGCAAAUACGUCGGCAUUGAUCUGCCUGAUGCUUACGAGCGCCUCAUUCUCGAUGUUGUGUGUGGCAAUCAGAUUAACUUUGUUAGGUCAGACGAACUUUAUGAAGCAUGGAGAAUAUUCACUCCUGUCCUUAACGAAAUUGAAAAACAAAAAAUUAAACCUAUACCUUACAGAUUUGGCAGUCGUGGUCCCAAAGAAGCGGACGAGUUAGCUGCUAAGAAUAAUUUCAUAUACUCCGGAACAUACAAGUGGAUCCCACAAAAAAAUAAGCUCUAA